AGUGCUAGCUUCACCGGCUCUCACAUCCACUACAUCGACUACGAUCGCAGCAUGCUGGCCAGCUUCAUGGACGACGACGCGCCUUCCAAGGCUCAGGGCAUGGUAAAAGGAGCAGGCAAUGCCGUGAGCAAGGCCUACAACCUGAAGCGGGAGCUUGUGGGGCCACGGAAUCGCACGGGCGACGGCCUCCAGCCCACCACUUCCAACGUGCACGAGAGCAACGUGGACGUGAACGGCAAUUACAUCGUCGGGAGCACCGCCACAGCUCCCAGCAAAGCGGACUGGCUCAUGCAGUCCCUCUGCUCCGCGCACCUGGAGGUGAGGCACCAGUGGGGAAAUGGCAUGGGCGUUGAGGACGACCUCUUCAUCACCAACGAAGAGUGGAUCUCUUACCCUAGGGACUCCAUGCCUAUUGGUUUGCCCGUGCAUGUCUUGAACCUGGCGACCGGAGAGCUUUGGGCCACAGCGGCUUUCACUCUCGGUGGCCAUGAGAAGGUGGUGGAAGUGAACAGCGGCCACAGGGACUACGUGGCCUUCGUGCCUUCAGGCUACAACGGUGCUUUCGGGCUCUCUGAAGACUCUGCUGUGCUCGCCGCCCGCAACGCCGCAUAUACCAGGACGGACGGCAAUCCAUACGUGUAUCCGCAGGACAUCGUGCCUACGAAGCUCUACAUCGGCAAGAAGAACACGGACAAGGAUGGCAAUGCCGAGACCACGGACUUCAUGGCCAGGAACGGCUUCGAGUAUGGCGCGCUCUAUGGCUUCGCGGUGGACUGCAACGCUGUGAAUCCUUCGCGAGACAGCUGGCACAAGUCAGCCUCUGCUGGUGACACCGUGACGGGUGCCUUCUACAAGCUUCGUUGGCAGGCGCAGCGGGGUGUGGUGGAGGGCUUCGAAAAAGACGGAAGCUGGGAGUUCCAGGAUGCUCCCGAGGGCGCUCCGGACGGCUGGUGCUUUUGGACUUCCGACGGCAAGGACAGUCGUGGGGCCAAGACGGAGCACGUGUCGCCAGACCCCAGGGGCGGCCAGCGCGUCUUGCAGGGCUCCACGGCCGGCUACUUCGGCAUCUACGAUUUCCAGGACCUGCCCACGCUUUUGUCAAGCGGCAUGCCGACCUCCAUCCCGGCGACCUACACGGUGCAUCAGCCCGAGUCCGACGUCGUCGACCUCAUUGAGCUGGGCGGCGCUGGCCUCCGUGCGGACGGCAACAACCAGACCAUGAUGCACGACAGGAGCAGGGACAAGACCACUUUCGAGGACCCGACGGAGGCCACCUCCCAUGAGUUCUCCGGUGCCUUUGACCUCUCCGGGCUGCUCCGCAAAGACGCGGCUGGCAACUUCGAGCUGACGGUGGGGGAUGUCACUGGCAAGAAGCGCGUGCUGGAGGAUCUGGACGACCUAGCGCCAUUAGACGAAGCAGCAAAGCUCGAGCUCAAAGGACAUUUGCUCGACCUCCUCAAGCAGGACUGGGUGAUUCCGAAGCCCGUCUUCACGGCCAUCUACGAGCCGGGGGAUGAGUGCGAGAAGCCGGCAGAGGAUUCUGGGAUCUAG
Molecule: messenger RNA, 1551 nt
Organism: Symbiodinium necroappetens
Lineage: Eukaryota; Dinophyceae; Suessiales; Symbiodiniaceae
Source: the annotation of a GenBank genome assembly